AUGAUCAUCCCAGCAGCCAAACUACAGGAUAUUCUCCCAGCUAUCGCAGAUCAAGUCAUUCUUUACAAUGGUGCCUCAACCUCUCAACCUUGCCAAGAGCUCUUUUCUCUCAGCUCCAGCUGCACGAGCCUUUGGACCCAAGACACCAACAGAUAUACCCAACUUCACCCAGACCUCAAGUCCCCCAUGCAUCAUGGCUCCAAGACAGCGUCGCCGCGCUACAGUCAUCGCACUCAACGGCAGAACACCGCCCCACUUCGCGUUACACUCUCCCCCUCGCAGACGCAAAAGCGCGACAGAACGUCGCAAGAGUUUGCAGCCGCAUUUCUGCUCAGCUCAGAAUCUUACGUUGCGCAAUCCGAGCAAUGGACUCCUGCAAAAGGGCUCUGCGAAAUGCGACAGUUCAUGUGA
This is a messenger RNA of Fusarium tjaetaba, 411 nucleotides long. RefSeq lists its product as uncharacterized. The coding region runs from base 1 to 411 and encodes 136 amino acids. The transcript has a single exon. The record is from RefSeq and is a predicted model, not a curated record. NCBI's taxonomy places the organism in Eukaryota, Fungi, Ascomycota, Sordariomycetes, Hypocreales, Nectriaceae.